Messenger RNA from Annulohypoxylon truncatum, 2012 nucleotides. Its product is annotated as cytochrome P450. The record is from RefSeq and is a predicted model, not a curated record. The transcript is spliced from 9 exons. Lineage: Eukaryota; Fungi; Ascomycota; Sordariomycetes; Xylariales; Hypoxylaceae. Gene Ontology annotation, molecular function: heme binding; iron ion binding; monooxygenase activity. Bases 203 to 1714 code for a protein of 503 amino acids.
GAAUACUCGGAUGCCCUUUAUAUCCAUGCUGUGUCCAUGCCGAACCCAUCCAUUCAUCGAGUCGUUCAACGUUGAUCUAUAAUGUGUACAUGCCGAGGUUGAAAUUGUUUGAUGAUGCAGUUGCCUUGGGGUUUAAGGUAUAUAAAUACCAGCCGUUUCCCUACUUGAAUCAUCCAAAUAUCCCAGAUCAAAUAGAGUAAGAAUGGAAGCAGCACGACAACUUUUGAGCGCUCGUGGGCCCAUUGGCCUCCCUGGCCUCCUUGGCCUCCUCGUCCUAUUCGUAGGCGCCUAUGUUUUCUAUGAAUGCUUCUUUUCACCCAUAGCUCGAGUCCCGGGUCCAUUCAUCGCCAAGGUCACUUCACUGUAUUAUCCAUACCUCUCCAGGAGAGGGCACGUCCACCGUGACCUCGUUGAACUACAUAAGAAGUACGGCAACGUGGUCCGUAUUGGCCCGAACACAAUAAGUGUUGGGGAACCCAUGGCAUUUCGAGAAAUAUACAAAGCGGGGAACAAGUUCUAUAAAUCCCAAUCAUACUCUGUACUCCAAGGCACGCGACCGUUCGAUCUUGCCGGCCAGAGAAACGAGAAGAUCCAUUCGGAACAGCGUAAACUAGUGGCCCGCUCUUAUUCUAUGGACUCUGUGGUUUAUCUCGAACCUCAUGUCGACACGGUUAUCAACGCACUAGUAACCCGGUUGAAAGGGUUUUACGGUGAACCAAUCGAUUUGGGAUAUUGGAUGCAAUUAUUUGCCUUCGAUGUCAUUGGAGCUAUAAGCUUUUCGCGACCAUUCGGGUAUGUCGAGGUCGGCGAAGACAACGGGCUUUUCCUUAGAUUACAACGAGCAUUGCGAUCUCUCGGAUGGGUCAAACAUGCUCCUCGGCUAUAUAGAUGGCACCAAACGCUCAUGCCAAUUAUCGGAAACUGGUUAGCUAGUAAUGAUCGCAAUACGUACUUUUUCGAGUUUGCCACCAAGGAAGUCCAGGCGCGCACGGAUAGGGACGGGGACUACAAGGAUAUCGUCAGCCAACUCCUCUCGGUACAGAAGGCGAAGCCUGAGCUAAACGACACGAAUAUCGCCUUCAUGAUGACUACCAACGUUUUUGCCGGGUCUGACACGACAUCAACAACAUUGAGAGCAAUAGUUUACUUGCUUUUGAAGCAUCCCGGAAAGUACAGACGUCUGAUGGAUGAGCUAGAGAGCAAGAGACGGAAGGGAGAGUUGAGUCUUCCCAUAACUUUCAAACAGGCAGAGUCAUGCCCAUAUCUCCAGGCCGUGCUAUACGAGGCAAUGCGUCUAUACCCAGCGGCUGGCGAUAUUCUCGACAGGGAUGUGCCUCCAGGUGGCAUGACAAUCGACGGGCAUUAUGUGCCGGCUGGCACGGUGGUUGGGACUAGCGCUUGGGUUAUUCAUCGAACACCAGAAAUCUGGGGAACAGAUGCCGAAGAGUUUUGCCCGGAGAGGUGGUUGGACGAAAAGAACGAGAGCAACUUCAAGCGGUUUUUCUUUGCAUUUGGAGGCGGUUCUCGAACAUGCAUUGGUAGAAACAUCACUUGGUUGGAAAUCAGCAAGCUUGUUCCCACCCUUGUGAUGCACUUCAACAUGAGGCUAGCUGAUAAAGCAGAAUUGACGGAAGAUUGCGGUACUCUGGUGUUUCUCAGUGGCUUGCAGGUUCAUAUCUCACCGAGAGAACUUGACCAGAAAGUUCUCAGCUAGGUGGCACCCGCCAUAAUGGCCACAAGGCUGCAAACGAGAAAUCAGCAUGGGAUGGGAACAUAUUCAUCGGUGUAAGAGAGGAUCUCGUCAUUGUGCGGGGGGAAGGGGGCGGACGCUGUCGGUUGCUGGCGGGUAUUCAGGGCGCAAGGAAAAUUAUCUGAGAUAUUUCAAAUUGUGAAUGUUCUGGUAUUUAUAAAGUAUGCAUAUUAUUAUCUAUGGACGUGUCGUCUUAAGCUGGAAGACGUUUCCUACCUCAGUAAGAAAAUUAGGUAGCAAUUAUCACGGAAUUGGUAUCUUA